AUGGAUAUUCAGUGUACAAAUAAUACAAAAAAGUCUAUUCAUUUACCUAAAAUCCAUUAAAACUAUUCAUAAAUGAAGAAAGAUAAAUUAAAACAUUUUUUUCGCAUUGAUAGAAGUAUAUCCGAUACAAAAUAACAUUAUUUUUACCAUUAGUCCAAAAUAUAAUAACCUUAAUUUAUUGAUCAACCUUAAACCGAAAGAUUAGCUCGAGAUAAUUAGUAUUUCAUCUUUUUGAUAUUUAGCAAAGAAAAAACAUAAGAUUUUUAAAAGAUUGAUUAACCAAGUUAAAGACAUUUAUUGUUGUAAAAAUGGAAAACCAAUCCUAAUACUGUUCAUCGAUAAAAUAAUGCAUAAAUCUAUGAUCAUAGUAGUAAUAAUUCUUUCUCUUCAAAUAAAACUAAUUUAUUUGAUGAAUCUGGAUCUGAUUCUGAUAAUUCUUCAAAUUAAUCUUCAGAUGAUGAGGAUUCUGAUCAAAGCUCAGAAAUGAGAUUCAAAGACAUUGAGAAAGAUAUAGACAAAAUAUAAAAGAAAAUAUGUAAACUAUUCUUAUUUCAUCCUUAGCAAAUGAUCUCAACAGAUCUUAUUUCGGUUACAUUAAGAAUUAAGAUAAAUUAAAAGAUUUAAUCUAAACUUUUAGAAAAAGAGAUUCUGUCAAUCCUUUAUAUUUUUAUUGCAUGAAUUAAAAUCUAUUUCCCAAAAGAAUUGAUCUAUCCAAUUGUUUAAUUGAAUAAAAAGAAAUGAAUUUUAAAGAUUUAAAAGUCAAUUCUAAAUAUUUUCCAUUGUUAUCCUAAUUGUUAAAAUCCAAAAAGUGUAAAAAAGUUAAAUCUAUCAUCUUAUCUUAUAAUCAUUUAAGAGAACAUUCAUUAUUAAUAUUUAUUGAUUCAUUUCCAGAUUCAUUAAAAGAUUUAAAUGUUUCAUAAAAUGAAUUAGGAAGAUAGGGAGCUCUAUUGAUUGCCAAAUUAUUUAAAAAACAUAAAAGGUAAUCUUAAUUCUUUAUUCAGCUUGAAGGCCUUAAAUAUUGCUAGCAACUUGUUAGGGGAUUAAGGAGCAAUUACUAUACUAAAUGCAGUAUAAGAGGCUCGAACUCUUAAAAAAUUAAACUUGUCUCAAAAUUAAAUCACUGACAAUGCAACUUUAGAAUUAUAAAAUUUUUUAGUAUCAAAUUUAUCAAUUGAAGUCUUAAUUUUAAAUUGGAAUUAAUUAGGACCUCAAUCAGGAAUUGGUAUAGCUAAAGCUUUGAAUUAGAAUAAGAAUCUAAAGGUGCUAGAUUUAAGUUAUAAUCAUUUAGGAUUUAAUGAAAAGAGUAAUUGCAUACUUUAAUGGUGUUAAUUAAUUGAAAAUCCUAAUUUAGCUUUAUGUCAUUUAGAUAUUUCAUACAAUUAAAUAAAUGAGAAAUAAAUGAUUUUAUUGUAAAAAGCAUUAAUUAAAAAUAAUACAUUAUAUGGUAUACACAUAGAGGGAAAUAAAUGUCCAGCUUUUAUUGAUGCUUUUGGAUUUUUGUAAUUCUCGAAACAAGAAAAUUUAAUUAAAUAGGUUUAACAAAAAAAAAUAUAAAUUGAUGGAGUUAAUUAUAUCCCUUUAUGUAAUUCUUAAGAAUUAUUAUUUAAUUGUUGUUGGAUUUGUUAAGGAUGGAAGGAACAUUAAUUUACUUAUACUCCUGAUUAGAAUAGUGAAUAAGUGCCAAUAUUUUUGCAUUUGGAUUUUCUUGAGUAUUUUUAUAAUUAACUAUAGUUAUAAGCCUAUUCCUUUGACUUCAAGUUUUGAGAUGAAAUAAUAAUUGAUGGAAUAAAAUAAGAGCAAUAAAUAAUUAGAACUUACUACUGGAGAAAUUAUUCAUUAAUUGAAAUCGAUAACCGAUACUGAAAAAAAAAUUACAAUGGCUGCUAUUGAAGAAGCAUAUAAUGUUGAAAAUAAUACAAAAAAUGAAGCUUAAAAUCAAAUUAUUGAAGAAUUUAAUAAGUUGUAUUACACUACUUAUUAAAUGUGUCCACCUAAAACUAAAAUUUUAUAUUUUUUUUCUGAUCCUCUCAGAGAGAGAUACUUCUAUGAUUCCAGUAUUGAAUAUAUCUAAAGUCCUCUUGAUGAUUUAAUUUUAUAAGGGAAAGACCCAAAACAUAAAAUGCAUGUCUUUGCUGAUAAUACUUAAAUUCCUUUUUAAAAAAUAAAAUUUGUAAAUGUCUUAAAUACUAAGUAAGAAUAUGUAAUUGAUGAUAAAAAUAACUAUAAACCUUUAAUUAAAGUGAAACCAAGAACUUUAUAAAGAAAAUAUAUAUUGACAAAAUAUUUGGGGAAAUUAAAAAAUAAGAAAGGAAAUGUUGCCAUUUGGUCAAAAGAUGAUUCUAUUAUUUUCAGGAGUAUGAUUGGGGAUUCAGUAGAAAUUUUAGAUUAAGCAUUUGAAUAAGAUUGGAAUUGCUCAAAAAUAUAAAGAUUUGUAAAAAGUGAUUAUGAGAAGAUUAAAUUGAAGGAAUAUUUUAGAUAGAAAUAUCAAUUGAUAAAAGAUAUAUAUAAAUAUUUUUCUAGUUUUGGAUAUUAACCACCUUAAUUUGAUGUAUUCUGUAUCUAGUAUGGUUAAUUUAAUAAGAUUCUUUCUUUUAUUGUUGAUGGUGAAAACUUAAAAUAAUCAGAUGUAGAAAGUGAUUUAGUUUCUAUAAAAAAUAAUGUUGAUUCAAAAUUUAUUUAUAAUCCUGAUAAAGCUAUAAUUAGAUAUUAAUUUAUGGAAGUUCUAUUUAGAUUAGCUAAUGAUAAAUUUAUUCGUUCAGGAUAAUGUAAGAAUUUUGCUGAUGCAGUCUAUAGAUUACUGAAAGAACUUGAAUAACAUUAUGAGAUUCUAGACAAUAGUUAAAAAUGGAGAGUAGAGAGAUUUUGGACAAAGGAAGUAGAUUUGAUAUUAUAAUUUAAAUAACCCUUUUUAAAAAAGUUGUAUGAUUUAGCUUCAGAUUUAACUAGUAAGAAAUGGUAUUUUAAAUUGAAAUGGAUAUCUAUAAAAGAAUUCAGAGAAUUUUGUAAAUUAUAUACAAAUGAUGUAUUGUCUGAGAAAUAAGUGACAGUAAUUUAUAAUUAUUCAAUGUAAACCUAAGCAGAUGAAGUAACAUAAGAUCGUUUUUUAAGAAUGACAUUUAAUGAAUUUUUAGAGGCAUUAGGGAGAGUGGCUGAGAAAAUAAGUCCUGCUCCUAUAGGGGAAGAUGCUUAAAUUUGGCCAAUAUUAGCAAGACAAACUUUGCCAUUACAUAUUAAAUUAGAAUCAUUAUUAACUUUUAUAUUUCUUAAAUUGAAAAGGUAUUAAUUUGAUUAGCACAGUUAGACAAUCAGAAUUUAUUUAAUAUACAGAUUUAUUUUGUAAAGAUAUUAUAGAUGCUUAAGAAUCAAGAAUAAUUUUUAUGCCUAAAGUUUAUGAAAAACAAUCUAGAUUAGAGAAUUUAGAUGAGUUCAUAUUAACAAAUACUUAAUUAACAGUAUAUAAUACAAUAUCCUUUAUCAGUAAAUAAAUUGAUAUAAUUAGAUUCUCAUCAUUAACCUUAUUUGCAUCCAAAUUAUAGAAAUUUCUUAUUAUAAACAACUAAAAAAAGAACUUUAAUUAAUCCAAAUAUUAUAUAUACUUUAAAUAAUAAUAAUGAUUUUAAUAGAUAAGUUUAAAGAAGAACAAAUAUUGUUGAAUAAUAAUAAUAAUAAAGUUUAUAAAAAAAUAAUAUAAUUGCAGUAAUGGAAGAGUAUGAUGAUUAAUGA
Paramecium primaurelia is the source of this 3723-nucleotide messenger RNA. Lineage: Eukaryota; Ciliophora; Oligohymenophorea; Peniculida; Parameciidae. The record is from the annotation of a GenBank genome assembly.